Molecule: messenger RNA, 1638 nt
Organism: Aspergillus neoniger CBS 115656
Lineage: Eukaryota; Fungi; Ascomycota; Eurotiomycetes; Eurotiales; Aspergillaceae
Product: flavin-containing monooxygenase
Exons: 9
Coding region: 1-1638 (545 amino acids)
Source: RefSeq, a predicted model, not a curated record
AUGGCUUCCAGUGCCUUUCGUUCUUCCCCCAAGGUCAUCAUUAUCGGGGCUGGCUUUUCCGGUAUGGCGAUGGCAUGCCAACUUAGACGAGAGUUAAAGUGCGAUGACUUUGUUAUAUAUGACCGAGACGCUGGAUUUGGUGGAACGUGGCUAGCAAACAAAUACCCAGGGUGUGGAGUUGAUAUCCCGGCCGCGUUCUACAGCCUCUCCUUUGCGCCCAACCCAAAUUUCUCGAACUUCUUUCCGAAGCGGGACGAGGUUCUACAAUACAUCAACAAUGUGGUAUUAGAGUACGAGCUGUCCCGUCACCUGGUCGGAAGUACAGAAUGGGUAGGGGCAUCCUGGCAGGAAGACGACAAGACCUGGAUGGUCAGGUUGAGGAGUACUACUACUGAACAGGAAUAUGCACAACGGUGUAACGUGUUGAUAUCAGCAGUUGGGGCACUGACAAAUCCGAAUUCGCUGAAUAUUCCCGGCAUCGAUCGCUUCCAGGGAGAUAUUAUUCACACGGCCAGGUGGGAUCAAAACGUGUCUCUGCGGGACAAAAAUGUAAUCGUGCUUGGAAAUGGAGCCUCAGCAACACAGCUAGUACCAGCCGUAGCAGAAGAUGUUCGGUCAAUCACUCAAUUUAUGAGGUCAAAACAAUAUUUCCUCCCAGGAGGGUGUAACACCACCAUCAGCCCUUUCUGGCAGACUAUAUUCCGCUACGUACCCGGUGUGCUUCUCGCUGUCAGAUUUCUAAUCUUUCUAUACCUCGAAACAUCGACACCCCAGUUCAACCUGACCAAGACUGGGGCGAAGAUGCGAAGAGAAACUGCCGAAAUAAGCGAGCGUUACAUCAAAGAAAACGCACCAGAAAAGUACUGGCCACUCCUACUGGCCGACUAUCAAGUCGGUUGCAAGCGAAGGGUAUUCGACCACGACGGCUACAUCUCAACAUUAAACCGAGAUAAUGUCCGCCUUACCGACGAUGAGGUCAUCGCUCUUAACGAACGCUCAGUAUCAACCAAUUCAGGAGCAACAUACCCUGCAGAUGUUAUCAUGUUAGCCAACGGCUUCUCUCUAACCCAAUAUGACACCGAGCUGUGCGGUCGCCAUGGUCGCAGUCGACAAGAAUAUUGGAAGGAAUCCGGGCACAUCAAGGCUUACGAAAGUAUCGGCAUGUCUGAGUUCCCUAACUUCUUCUACAUUUUGGGUCCCAAUUCAGGUCGCGGACAUACAUCUGCAAUUUUCUCUAUAGAGAACUACACCGACCUCAUCAUCCGCAUCAUUAAACCGAUAAUAGCCGGAUCAGCUGUGUCCGUAGAACCCGAUAUGUCGAGCGAAAAGGCAUACAACCAGCGGUUGCAGGGAGCGUUGAAAAACACAGUGUUUAACAACACAUGCCGCAGUUGGUUUAUCGAUCCUAAAACCGGAUGUAACUGGAUGAUAUACCCCUGGAGCUCCUUCUACAUGUGGUGGACGACGCAUGUUGCAGGUCUCGACGGGUGGGUCUAUGAGUAUCCCCAGACGAAAAAGAUGUCCCAGAGCCCGGCUUUUGCUCUGUGUCUGCGCACCGUACUACCCACCUUUGUUGUCUGUCUAAUUGUGGGAGCGUAUACCUAUCUUAAGGAUUCAUGCGGUGCGUUCGUUGUGUGA